UUCGGUUCGUCCGGCCGGAGAUUGCUGUACGAGACGAUUCUUCUAGAGAGCUGAAAGCUAUUGCAGGGAAACUUGGUUUUUGUCCCUUGAUUAGUCGAGUAUUAGUUUUAUCUUGUUGUACAUUGUUUGUUGUGGUGCUUAUCGCGUGUGUUGUUGAGUGUUUAUAUUACUUGAAAUAGAACUAGCGAUGGCAACUGAAGUUGAAAAUAACGCACCCGAAACAAAGGAAAUUAAGGAGGAGAUACCGUCCGGCGACAACAAAGCCGAGGAGGCCGGUAAACAAGAAAAUGCCGGCGACGCGCCUGCUUCAGCAAAAGAAAAAGAACCAACUCCUCCAAAAGUAUUGGUACACAAAUCAAAUUUCGAAAAAGAUGUCGUCUAUUUAUAUCAGUUUUCGCGUACACCACUGCUACCAUCCCUUUCGCCCUAUUGUUUGAAAGUUGAAACAUGGUUGAGACUAGCUGGCGUCAAAUAUGAGAAUGUCGACCACAAAAUGAAAUACCGCUCAAAGAAAGGCCAGUUGCCGUUUAUAGAAUUGAACGGAGAAGAAAUCGCUGACAGUGCCAUCAUCAUAAAAGAUCUUUCGCAAAAAUUCGGUCAUGAUCUGGAUGCGUGUUUGACAGCGGAGCAGAGAAAUCUGGCCCACGCCACAAUUUCUAUGAUCGAAAACCAUCUAGCCUGGGUCGUAAUGUGGUGGCGCACAAAAUAUCCUGAUCAAGUGCUCAAGGGAUACAAAGUAAAUUUACAACACGCACUUGGAACCAGGAUACCCAACGGUAUUCUUAAUUUCUUCUUUAAAUUUGCUUUUGGUAGAAAGUGGUUCCAGGGAACCAAAAAGGUCAAAGCACAAGGAAUGGGAGUUCAUUCAGCGGAUGAAAUUAACGAAUUCGGCCAGGAGGAUUUGAAAGUAUUGUCAGAAAUGUUAGCCGAUAAACCAUUCUUCUUCGGAGACGAACCCACUACAUUGGACGUUGUUGUUUUCGCACACCUGGCUCAAAUCUACUUCAUCGACAAAGAGGUGAGCUAUCCAUUGAGAGAUUUCAUGACAGAAUCCUGCCCCAACUUGGUGGGUUUGGUUAACCGUAUGAAAGAGAGAUGCUUUUCUGACUGGGACGACAUUUGCACAACAUUGGACUUGAAUUCUCAUUUACCCAAGCCCAAAGCCGAAGAAUCAAAAGAUAACAAAGAGGAAAGCAAAGACGAGAAGGAGAGUGACAAAGAAAAGGAACCAGAGGAGAAAGAUAUUGAGAAGGAAAAGGCUGACGAAAAAGAAAAGGAUAAGGCUAAAGAGAAGUCAGAAGAGAAUAAGGAGAAGGAAGGGAAAUAGGAAGGUGGUUGUCUCACACGCCCCACUGCCGAGGCUCAUUAAUUUCUCUUUUGUUGUCUUUCGUCUUAUAAAUUCAUUUUCAUUUAAUAUAUACGAUUAUAAACUAUGUGCAACAAAUCUUAGUUUAUAAGAUUCAUUCACUUUUAAUUGAAAUAUAUUUAAAAUACUCUUGUCAGUGACAGUUAUUGUAGCUUUUUUUAUAAAAUAUAUAGGACACUUAUUCGCAAGAUAUAUUCAUUAACAGUUAAGACAAUUGUUUGUAUAAAAUAAUUUUAGCUAGGUUUUUUAUUGUAAGCAAAUGUAUGUCUAAAAAAAUUGACGGGCAGGAAAGAUUUUAUGAAGACACCGAGUUCAUCACUCUUUCAGCCUAUCAAGAUUUAUUCAUGUUAGUGCAGUCUCAAUGUAUCCACUAUAUGUCCAGUUAGUAGUACAUUAUAUUCAUUCCACAUUUUAGCAGUCACGAGUGGCAAUACUAUCACUCGAUCUAUUACAUUUCCCGGUUAAUAAUGGUGCCUAUUGUAAAAUUUCAACUUUUUUAUACUUGACGCUCUAAUUUUAUAAGGGCGCAAAUAUCUACGUAGAAUCAUUUUUAUCUGGGAAGUGAAUCAUUAAUUCUCGUCCUUUGGAUUUUUCAAUAUUGCUACACAACAUACAGAGUGCCCCAACUUUUUUGAUGACAGUCUUAGCGCACGAUCGCUCUUCAUUGGUACACUUUGUAUACCCGACAAUUUAUGCAUCAAUUAUUAAAGAUCUCAUUCCCAUUUCUACAAUUUUGACAGAUCCUAAAGGAGAGAUAAGACUUGUCUAUACCGUAUCACAAAAUUCUCAUUGCUUGUCUGUCAUACUACUGUAGAAUUUUGUAUUUUUUUAUCAAAUGAUUUUUGAAGAUUUGACAUGACAAUUUGUUGAAUUAAAUUGACAUAACGAUACGAAUGAAUGAAAUAUCGUUAAUUUUUAAUUUGGAAGUUAUUGUACUAUCAAUUACUUUAAUUUACUACAACUGUGUUGUAUGCUAUAUUAAUUUAAUUAAAUUGGUAUUUUAAGUU
Diabrotica balteata is the source of this 2373-nucleotide messenger RNA. The record is from the annotation of a GenBank genome assembly. NCBI's taxonomy places the organism in Eukaryota, Metazoa, Arthropoda, Insecta, Coleoptera, Chrysomelidae.